AUUUAAGCGAAUUUCAGCUCCAGUGUCUGUAUUCGCUUCAUCUCUAUGUCAUAUUGUCAUUUUCGAAACAAGGUUUCGCCUUUUUCUUUUUGCAUGUGGGUGUUGGGUUGAGGGUUGCUCUGGUGAUCCGAGGCAGAGGCAGAGGUGCCAUGGCUGUUAAGAAGGCGUGCGAGUCCUUCUCCAAGAGCGUGCUAGAGGAAGUCCACAGAUGGGGUUGUAUGAAGCAGACGGGAGUUAGUUUAAGGUACAUGAUGGAGUUUGGCUCCAGACCUACCCAGAGGAACCUCUUGAUUUCUGCUCAAUUCCUCCACAAGGAACUGCCCAUUAGGAUUGCCAGGAGAGCCAUCGAGCUGGAGACCCUCCCUCAUGGGUUAUCUGAGAAACCUGCUGUUUUUAAGGUCCGAGAUUGGUAUUUGGAUUCCUUCCGUGACCUAAGAUCUUUUCCAGACAUUAAGGAUGCAAAUGAUGAGAAGGAAUUCACACAAAUGAUUAAGGCAAUAAAGGUGAGACACAAUAAUGUUGUCCCUAUGAUGGCAUUGGGGGUUCAACAGUUGAAGAAGGGCAUGGACCCAAAGAUUGUUUGUGAGGAUCUUUAUGAGAUUGAUCGGUUUCUUGAUCGAUUUUAUAUGUCUAGGAUUGGAAUUCGCAUGCUUAUAGGGCAGCAUGCAGAGUUGCACAAUCCAAAUCCUCGUCCACAUUGUGUGGGCUAUAUUCAUACAAAGAUGUCCCCUAUGGAGGUAGCACAAAAUGCUAGUGAGGAUGCUCGUGCUGUUUGUUUAAGAGAAUAUGGCAGUGCUCCUGAUUUGAAUAUCUAUGGAGAUCCCAAUUUUACAUUCCCGUAUGUCCCAACACACCUCCAUCUCAUGGUGUUUGAGUUGGUUAAAAAUUCUCUACGUGCUGUCCAGGAGCGUUUCAUGGACUCAGAUAAAGUUGCACCUCCUAUUAGAAUUAUAGUUGCUGAAGGAAUUGAGGAUGUCACCAUAAAGGUGUCAGAUGAGGGGGGUGGCAUUCCAAGAAGUGGUCUCCCAAAAAUUUUUACCUAUCUUUACAGCACUGCCAGAAACCCAUUGGAUGAACACUCAGAUCUUAGAACUGCUAAUACAGUAACAAUGGCUGGAUAUGGUUAUGGACUGCCAAUUAGCCGCUUGUAUGCCCGGUACUUUGGAGGGGAUCUGCAAAUUAUAUCUAUGGAAGGAUAUGGGACCGAUGCAUAUCUUCAUCUUUCUCGUUUGGGAGACUCACAAGAACCCCUGCCAUGAGUCCAGGUUAUCAUAUGGUCAAUUCAUGGAAACAUUAAGCUAUUUGUUCAACGUUAAAGGAUGUAACUGCGUUUGCUCAGCAGCAUGAUUUAAAGCAGAGCUGCAGAUUCUGUACCAAUUGCACAAUUGCUGAUAAAGAUAAGUCGUUCAUCACCCAAUAGAUUCCCCUUGUCAUAGAAGAUAAUCAUCACUUCUCAAUAUAUUGAAAUUACAACCAAGUAUUUGAGUAAUAGACCAUGCCAACGUGAAUGCAAAAAAUAAGGUAUCCACUCCAAGAUCGUCAAUACCGUAUUAACAUAUGCAUCAGAUAUAUAAUUCGCGUAUUCUUAUAACUAUAUUGUUCUUGGUUUAUCUAAGGAAACGAAAAUUGUUAUAUUUGUUGUUUUUUUGUAAAGUUUAUAAAUAGUUAAAAAAAAA
Messenger RNA from Rubroshorea leprosula, 1676 nucleotides. The record is from the annotation of a GenBank genome assembly. Lineage: Eukaryota; Viridiplantae; Streptophyta; Magnoliopsida; Malvales; Dipterocarpaceae.